UAAACAGAUGACAAAAAUACCACGUGCUACAAAUGUAAUCCUGUUGCGCCAUCACCGUUGUUUUCCCUUCCCCAGCCACAGGAAUAUGUGUUAGUGUAGUUCCCUCGGCGUGUUGACCGGGGAGUGUGUGGAGCAGGUCCCGUGGUGUGUUCAGGGUCCGGUACACUCACCUGCAGCUGCAAACACCGUCUUUGUGAAGCGAGUCCAGGAACGGAUCCGUCCUGGAGGCGAUGGACCUGGACAGCAAGCGGCUGGUGGUGGUGGUACCGAACGAGGUGUCGACGGCCUCCAGGAGAGUGUUCAACAGCGAGGAUGAGGCCUGGAAGAACUACCUGGAGAACCCGCUGACGGCCGCCACCAAGGCCAUGAUGAGCAUCAACGGGGACGAGGACAGUGCGGCGGCUCUGGGGCUGCUGUACGACUACUACAAGGUUCCUAGAGAGUGGAAACGCUCUUCCAGCGGCGUUAGACCCCCAGAUGCCUCUGCUGCUGGGUCCGAUAGCUACGGCAGCCCGGACAUGGUGGAUCAUCACUGCCAGGCUCUGACCUCCAUGCCUGUGAACCUCUCCCUGCACAGCUCCCAGCAUGCAGCGCUGGGCCUCGCAGGAGACGCGAGAAGAGGAGACGGUAGAGACGCCAGAGACGCCGUGGGCAGCGCACCUCUGGCUCUGGUCAAAGCAGAGAGCCAGGCGUCCACCCCGGCCUCCUGCUCUGCUGGAUCCUGCAGAGAGGAGCCGCGGCGGCAGAGCUGCUACGACGCGUCGCUGACGGCGUUCCUGAAGGACAAACAGAGCAGCGGCGUGGACUAUGAAGCAGCAGCAGCAGAAGCAGAGGUCGUCCAGAGAAGUGGUUCCUCCGAAGCCGUCACCCUCCAGUGCAGCUUACCAGUCAACAGCUUCAAGUACCGUCUGGAUGCCAGCAUGUCUCUGAGGCCGCGGCAGGGAGACGGGCCCAUGGCGUACCUGAACCGCGGCCAGUUCUACGCCCUGACGCUGUCGGACGCCGGCUUCAGAUCGUCCCUCGGUCAGCCCAGGAGAAACGCGUCGGGGAGAGGAGCGGCGGCGUCACGCGGGCCGGACGGGAACCCGUCCAGCAGUGAGCAGAGCGGCCUGGGAGGCUCGGAGCUGCAGCAGGACAGUAUCGUACAGAGUGUUAUCAUGGUUGUGUUCGGGGAGGACAAAUGCAGAGAUGAGCAGCUAAAGAACUGGAAGUACUGGCACUCCCGCCAGCACACGGCCAAGCAGAGGGUCCUGGACAUAGCGGACUACAAGGAAAGCUUCAGCACCGUUGGGAACGUGGAGGAAAUUGCCUACAACGCUGUGUCUUUUACCUGGGAUGUCAGCGAAGAGGCCAAGGUGUUUAUCUCGGUGAACUGCCUGAGCACGGACUUCUCCUCCCAGAAGGGCGUGAAGGGCAUGCCUCUGCUGAUCCAGAUCGACACCUACAGCUACAGCAGCUGCAGCAGCAGGCCCAUCCACAGGGCCUUCACGCAGAUCAAGGUCUUCUGCGACAAGGGUGCUGAGAGGAAGCUUCGCGAUGAGGAGAAGAAGCAACUCAGGAAGAGGACAAAGGGUAAAAGUGGCAGCUCGGGGCCGACGCCUCCCAUCAUGAGGUCGGACAGCACGCUGCUCAGAAGCGCGCUUGACCUGGAUUCCCAGCCGGUCCUCUUCAUCCCCGACGUGCACUUUGGAAACCUGCAGAGAGCGGGGCAGGUAUUUGCCUUCAACAGUGAUGAGAUGGUCCGAGACAGGAACGUCGCGGUGAAGAUGCCCGACCAGGAAGAUGGCGGUCAGCCUCUUUCCAAAAAGUCCAAGGAGGAUCAGGAAAGGAAAGUUCUCCUGUACGUGAGGAAGGAGUGUGAUGAAGUGUUCGAUGCUCUCAUGCUGCACGCUCCGACGCUCAGAGCUCUGGUGGAGGCGAUCUCUGAGAAGUACGCAGUGCCUGUUGAGAAGAUGGCCAAGGUUUACCAAAAAAGCAAAAAAGGAGUGCUGGUGAACAUGGACGACAACAUCGUCCAGCACUACUCCAACGAGGACACCUUCAUCCUGGCUCUGGAGAGCUCGGCCGACUCGUUGCGGGUGAUUCUGUCAGAGAUCUGAGCGUGGUGCCGUCGGCCCGCUUUCACCCGUCAUCUCGUUGGGAGGACCGGACUCGUGCAGAACUCCCGAGCGUUGUCGGCCAGCUUAGAGGGCGGAACCGGACUGCAGUCUCUGUGGGCCAACUAGCAGCCUCAGUAGGAUUGGCUGCCCUUUGUGAAACUUUGAUUGAACCCCUACCAGCAGACAAAACGCUCACACGCCCAUCCAUCCAUCAACUGCUGCAGCUUAUCUUUAAUAAGCAGCCCGUAGGUUUUGCACUGCGAACACAGACUUGAUUAAAUCUGAAACCUUCAGGGUUUGUUUUUUUCCCAACUGAAAGCAUCUUUACUUGAAAACACUAAGCAAUUCCUGCUGAUUUUCUUUUUUUAUUUGAAUUUCUUUUUUGUUCAAUCUAGUUGCAACCAAGGUUUCAAACAGCAGGCGGCGCUGGUGUGUAACUAAGUUUUACUGACUAUUCCCUGUUCUCUAUACUGUUUAGUGGGGGCUGUAAAUGAACUGAUCAAAUAAGGGAACGCUUUUUGUUGCACAGGCAUUCUUCACCGGCGUAGGACGGUUCAUGGUUGGGGCUCACGGUUUUGUAUUUUCAGGGGUCAAAAGUUCCGUUAGUGUCUUGAUUCUGUAUAGUGCAGUCAAUGCAUUCAUUUUUAACCAAACUUCUUUAUUGCGUGUGUGUCUGUGGGUAUAUGUAUGUAUAUAUAUAUAUAUAUACAGACACACCAAAUGGCGCCAUUGAAAUAAACAUUAUGGAGUUAUCGUGCUGUUGUUUCAGGAUCUAUGGUACGAGGAGCCGCUCUGGAACAAGACUGCCAGUCUCCAGGAUGCUGUUAAACUGUUUUGCUUCCUCUCUCUCUCUCUUUCUCUCUCUCUGUAUGUUUAUUGCUCUUCCUCCCGACAAUGAGACUGCAGUCAUUAGUAUUUAUGACAUUACUUAUGUAAAAUUGCGUUUACACAGUCUUCUUCUGGUGCCAUCAGACCAUCGGAGCUUCACAGUGGAAUGCUGUACUCCAGCUCCCGUCUGUGUUUACACUCGAUUCACUGACGCCUUCUGUAUCUUCAUGUUUUAUGCACUGUGAUGUACAGUCUUUUAAAUGAACCAAUAAAUAUAGUUUUA
Messenger RNA from Cololabis saira (Pacific saury), 3210 nucleotides. Its product is annotated as grainyhead-like protein 2 homolog. The record is from RefSeq and is a predicted model, not a curated record. NCBI's taxonomy places the organism in Eukaryota, Metazoa, Chordata, Actinopteri, Beloniformes, Belonidae. Gene Ontology annotation, cellular component: nucleus. The transcript is spliced from 15 exons. Bases 231 to 2099 code for a protein of 622 amino acids. Gene Ontology annotation, biological process: regulation of transcription by RNA polymerase II; brain development; neural tube development. Gene Ontology annotation, molecular function: RNA polymerase II cis-regulatory region sequence-specific DNA binding; DNA-binding transcription activator activity, RNA polymerase II-specific.